UCGAUGCCCGCGAAGAUAAACACUUACCCGGCCGUCAAGCCACACUUUGCUGCCCCAGCCUCACCGGGCCCUGCACCGCCACCUCGCCUGGUGAACACCGUCGGUCUGCGUUCUAUCAGCUGUGGGCCAGGAACAAGUGAAGAAGAUAGAGAACUGUUCUGCUACCGACUUAAGACUACUGCGAUGGUGUAUUCAUACAGCGUGUGCUCGUAGACUGUUCAUUCGCCCGCGCUCGAGGCUGUCUGCGGCGGCGAUUGAGUCAAUCCGCAAACUCAAUUCAUUCAUUAUCGCCUCGAUAACGCGGGCCCCAGACCACACCUCCUCCCCCUUCCCGCUCUUUCCUCUUCCCUCCCUCUCUGCACACGCACACACUCUCUAGAAACAGAAAUGUCAGGAGUCGCAAUCUACAAAUCCACCACCGCGCACCCCGGCGACGUCUCCGGCUACAAGCAGCUCCCCGCGUCCUGCAAGCCCGAGGACCUCGUCGCCGUCAUUGGCAAGACCGAGGGCAACGGCUGCGUCAACGAUUUCACCCGCAUGCUCUCCUCCACCGUCUGGGACCCUCUGCUCGAGUCCUCGCACGGCAUCUCUGUCUUCUCCGGCGGCACCGAAGGCGUUCUCUCGCCGCACGUCUCCCUCGUCGUCAAGGAAGCCGACCACCUCAACCCGGACGGCUCAAAGAAGUACGACGAAGGCCUCGUCGCCAAAGUCGGCGGCACGCGCGACUUCGAGCCCUGGGAGAUGGGCACGGACGUGCAGGCAAAGGUCACGGCCGAGACAGUCAAGAGCCUGAUGGCCGAGCUCGAAGUCGGCCCGGACGACGUGCACAUGGUCCUCGUCAAGUGCCCGCUGCUGACGACCGCCAAAGUCGUCGCGAGCGCAAAACCCUGCGUGACGGUCGACACCUACAAGUCGAUGGGCUACUCUCGUCUCGCGACCGCGGUCGGCAUCGCGCUCGCGCUCGGCGAGGUUGCCGAGGACGGCAUCGCGACCGCGCUCGACUCGUACGGCGAGGUCGGCUGGUCCUCGCGCGCGUCGUGCUCGUCCGGCGCUGAGCUCGAGAACUGCCACGUCGUCGUGCUCGCGAGCUCAAAGAAAGCGAGCAAUCCGUACCGCGCGCUGCACGGAUACAUGGCCGACGCAAUCGAUCUCAAAGUGCUUCUCGAUCUCACGGGCAAGAUCCCCGAGGGCGCCGAGCGCACGCAGAUCUUUGUCAAGGCCGAGCCGUCGACGGAUGGCGUCGUUCGCGGGAAGAGACAUACGAUGAUGACGGAUAGUGAUAUCCAGGGCACCAGACAUGCGCGGGCGGCCGUCGGGGGCCUUGUCGCGGGUGUGUGGGGAGAGACUGAUGUCUAUGUCAGCGGCGGUGCUGAGGGACAGGGGCCAAUGGGCGGCGGCAGUGUCUGUGUUGUGUAUAAGGUCUAGUUGAUCAGAAUGUAAUGAAUCUAUGACUGAUGAGUUAUGUAGAGGUUGUGAUAGUAGUUGUAAGUGAAGGGAAGCAGAUUUCCGUUUUGGGCGUAUCCUCGCACAAUACUCGAUACCCACCACGCACCCACACCGCGUUCACAGCAUCCAUCACUCAAGAUCAACCAUGCAGGACCAGCAGCUGGAUCCUAUGCAGCUUGCAGUCGUGAGUGUUUUACGAUCACUGUCAGAUCUCAUAGCUGCUAACACUCCCUUCUCUGAUACAGGCCAUAGCCUUUGUCAAGAGUAAACCAAAGUACACCUCAGUCCGGGACUUCCGCUUGCAGAUACUCUCGCGGAUCCUGACCCCGGUGGACUACUGGCGAGCGCGAUACGAGGAUCUGCGAGAAGAACUGAGCGAUGUGCGUAGUAGAGACAAAGAGCUGGAUACCGCC
This is a messenger RNA of Myxozyma melibiosi, 1859 nucleotides long. Its product is annotated as cyanuric acid hydrolase. Gene Ontology annotation, molecular function: hydrolase activity, acting on carbon-nitrogen (but not peptide) bonds, in cyclic amides. Lineage: Eukaryota; Fungi; Ascomycota; Lipomycetes; Lipomycetales; Lipomycetaceae. The coding region runs from base 388 to 1425 and encodes 345 amino acids. The transcript has 2 exons. The record is from RefSeq and is a predicted model, not a curated record.